AUGAGAUAUGCGGAAGUUAUUAUAGGACCGCCUGGGAGUGGAAAAUCCACCUAUGUCAUGAGCAAGAAGGCAUGGCUUUCACAUAGAAACCCGUAUAUAAUAAACCUUGACCCAGGGAACUGCAAUGACAAGGAGUUUGAUUAUUCGAUAUGCUCCAUUUCACCAUCCUUAAUGUAUCAGGAAAGACACAACGUCGGGCCUAAUAUGUCUACAAAGUGUAUUUUGGAAGAAUUCUAUACAAGAAUCGACGAAUUCUUUCAAGAAAACAUUGAGGGCACGGAUCAUUACAUUUUGCUUGACUUUCCAGGACAGGUGGAAUUCUUCAUAUCCAGUGACAUUCCCAAUAGUAUAAUUGGAUAUCUUAAGAGUAAUGGAUAUUCUGUGGUCGUUGUCAAUCUUGUUGAUCUUGUUUUCUUUUCGAACGACCAUUCAUUGAUUUCAUCGUAUUUUAUUUCCACACUAUGUUUGUGUCUUCUUGAGUCAGCCCAGAUUAAUGUGAUCAGUAAAUGUGACAACUGGAAAAAGCUUGGAUUGAAAUAUUCUCUGGAAGAUAUUGCAUCAUUGGAGUGCUUAGAGGAGAUGGAAAAGAAAAAGAAGAUACAUGAGGAAAUGGCUUCAUUUGUUCUGAACCAAGGGUUGUUGGCCUAUGAAGUCCUGGAUUAUGACAAUCCCGACUCUGUCCUGAACCUUCAGGUCGCCAUAGACAAAGCAAGCGGAUUGUUUUUCGAGGACGAUUACUUUGCCACAGAAAAAAUAACAAGGAUUUCUUCAAAAGAUGAUGUGUUUUCAAGAUACAGACCAGAGUAA
Molecule: messenger RNA, 807 nt
Organism: Encephalitozoon romaleae SJ-2008
Lineage: Eukaryota; Fungi; Microsporidia; Unikaryonidae
Product: putative ATP binding protein
Exons: 1
Coding region: 1-807 (268 amino acids)
Cellular component (GO): cytoplasm
Molecular function (GO): GTPase activity
Source: RefSeq, a predicted model, not a curated record